Syzygium oleosum is the source of this 4024-nucleotide messenger RNA. RefSeq lists its product as uncharacterized. The record is from RefSeq and is a predicted model, not a curated record. The transcript is spliced from 15 exons. Gene Ontology annotation, molecular function: hydrolase activity. NCBI's taxonomy places the organism in Eukaryota, Viridiplantae, Streptophyta, Magnoliopsida, Myrtales, Myrtaceae. Bases 366 to 3398 code for a protein of 1010 amino acids.
UUUUCCCCCUCUCUCUCUCCGUCGAUUCUCAAGAUUGCUUGGCGACCGGCGACCGGCGGCCGGGCGGAGCAGCCUUCGCGCCUUCCUUUCCUCUACGCAUUUUUCGAGUUUCGCGUGGGCGAAGCUGUGAGUUCUGGUGGGCGGUCGCGUGGUGGGGUUGCGGUGGCUCCGUCUCUGCGUCCAUUCCCCCAUAAUCGCUCAGUUCGCGAGCUCAGGGAAGUGCGAAAAUCGAGGUGCACCAUCCUCCGUCCUGCGACUAUCGAUCGCUGCUUCUGUCCGAUCAGCGUGCGAUUGGAAAGUUCGGAUUGUGUCGUGUUAUCGCCCCUGUCGAGUCGGGCGAAGCGACGCGCCGAGGGUCGCUGAGCAUGGGCUCCGACAAGCAGCCCCUCGGGCUGCUGGACACCCUGAAGAUGGAGCGGAUGCGGACCAUCCUGACGCACCGGUACCCGUAUCCCCACCAGCAUUCGCGCCACGCCGUGAUUGCUGUCGCUGUCGGGUGCCUGUUUUUCAUAUCCUCCGAUAACAUGCACUCCCUUGUCGAGAAGCUGGAGGACAACAUCAAGUGGUGGUCUAUGUACGCUUGCUUGCUGGGGUUUUUCUAUUUCUUCUCGUCCCCGUUCAUAGGCAAGACCAUCAAGCCCAGUUACUCGAAUUUUAGCAGAUGGUACAUCGCGUGGAUUUUAGUGGCAGCUCUGUAUCAUCUUCCCAGUUUUCAGUCAAUGGGAGUGGAUUUGAGGAUGAAUUUGUCUUUAUUUUUCACGAUUUAUGUCUCCUCCAUUUUGUUCCUUUUUGUCUUCCAUAUUUUGUUUCUUGGCCUUUGGUAUAUCGGGCUCGUAUCUCGUGUGGCUGGAAGAAAGCCAGUGAUUUCGACCAUUCUCCAGAACUGUACAGUGCUAAGCAUUGCCUGCUGUGUAUUUUAUAGUCACUGUGGCAAUCGUGCCAUUUUCAAGCAGAGGCCACUAGAGCGAAAAUGUUCUGGUUGGCUCUCUCUUUGGAAGAAAGAUGAAAGGAACACAUUGAUCUUAAAAUUCCUGCCCAUGAAUGAGCUAAAGGACCAGUUUUGUUCAUCUUGGUUGGCUCCUGUUGGAUCUGCUAGCGAUUAUCCGCUCUUGUCGAAGUGGGUUAUCUAUGGGGAGGGUGCAGGCUCGUCUGAUGAAAUUUCUCCCAUAUAUUCACUAUGGGCAACUUUUAUAGGCCUUUAUAUUGCCAAUUACGUUGUGGAAAGGUCAACAGGGUGGGCUCUUACUCACCCUUUGUCAGUUGAAGAAUAUGAAAGGUUGAAGAAGAAGCAAAUGAAACCUAACUUUCUGGAGAUGGUUCCUUGGUAUUCAGGAACUUCAGCCGAUUUAUUUAAGACAGCAUUUGACCUCCUAGUUUCAGUAACUGUCUUUGUUGGCCGCUUUGACAUGCGCAUGAUGCAGGCAGCAGUGAACAAGGUUGAAGAUGGAGUCGAGCAGGAUCUUCUGUAUGAUCACUUCAGCCAAAGAGAUGAUUUUUGGUUUGAUUUCAUGGCUGAUACUGGUGAUGGUGGGAACUCUUCUUACAGUGUUGCUCGCUUACUGGCUCAGCCUUCUCUUUGUGUGCCCACCAGCAAUUCUGUGCUUUCUUUACCUCGAGGGAAUUUGCUUCUUAUUGGAGGUGAUCUUGCAUAUCCAAAUCCGUCUACAUUCAAUUACGAAAGGCGAUUCUUUUGUCCUUUUGAGUAUGCUCUUCAGCCUCCGCCUUGGUACAAACCUGAGCAGAUAGCUGUGAACAAGCCUGAGCUUCCAUUUGGGUUAUUGGAACUAAAGCGAUAUGAUGGGCCCCAGGCUUUUAUAAUUCCUGGAAAUCAUGAUUGGUUUGAUGGACUUCAUACUUUCAUGAGGUACAUAUGUCAUAAGAGCUGGUUAGGUGGGUGGUUUAUGCCUCAAAGAAAGAGUUAUUUUGCCUUGCAACUUCCUAAAGGAUGGUGGGUAUUUGGCCUUGAUCUGGCGCUGCAUUGUGAUAUUGAUGUAUACCAAUUCAAUUUCUUCUCAGAGCUGGUAAAGAACAAGGUUGCAGAUGAUGACUCUGUGAUCAUAAUGACACAUGAACCUAACUGGCUUCUUGAUUGGUACUGCAAUGAUGUUUCUGGAAAUAAUGUCUCUCACUUGAUAUGUGACUAUUUGAAGGGAAGGUGUAAACUUCGAAUUGCUGGGGAUUUGCACUAUUAUAUGCGUCAUUCAUAUGUACCUUCAGGUAGUCCAGUUUAUGUGCAACAUCUACUUGUCAAUGGAUGUGGUGGGGCAUUUUUACACCCAACACAUGUAUUUGGCAACUUUAUGCGAUUUUGUGGAGCUAAAUAUGAGACCAAGGCGGCUUAUCCUUCUUUUGAAGAUUCAAGCAGGAUUGCUUUAGGGAACAUUUUGAAAUUCAGAAAGAAAAACUGGCAGUUCGAUAUCAUUGGUGGUAUUAUCUACUUCGUACUGACUUUUUCAAUGUUCCCACAAUGUAAGCUCAAUCACCUUUUUAAAGAUGACUCGUUUUCUGGUCAUUUGAGGAGCUUCUUUUUCACUGUAUGGGCUGCUUUCAAGUACAUGCUGGAACACUCUUGUGUGUCCCUAGCAGGUGCUUUGCUAUUGCUAAUUGCAGCAAUCACGUUUGUACCAUCGAAAGUGUCCCGAAAGAAACGAGUAAUGAUUGGGGUACUUCAUGUUUCUGUGCACUUGACUGCUGCACUUAUUCUUAUGCUGCUGAUGGAAUUGGGUGUAGAGACAUGCAUCAGGCAUAAGCUACUGGCAACUUCAGGUUAUCACACAUUGUACCAGUGGUACCGGGAAGUAGAGAGUGAGCACUUUCCAGAUCCAACGGGCCUCCGAGCUCGUUUAGAACGAUGGACAUUGGGUCUUUAUCCUGCUUGCAUCAAGUAUCUAAUGUCUGCCUUUGAUGUCUUGGAGGUCAUGGCUGUUACCCGGACAAACAUCUGCAAGAUGGGAUUGGCAUCCUUAUCUCGGGGUGGUGCUGCAAUAUAUUAUGCUUCUGUGUUCCUUUAUUUCUGGGUCUUUUCCACUCCUGUUGUCUCUCUAAUUUUCGGAAGCUAUUUAUAUAUAUGCAUCAACUGGCUUCAUAUACACUUUGAUGAGGCCUUUUCCUCCCUUCGAAUUGCUAAUUACAAGGCAUUUACACGAUUCCACAUAAACUCUGAUGGUGAUCUUGAAGUCUAUACCCUUGCAGUUGAUAAGGUUCCAAAGGAAUGGAAGCUGGAUCCCGAUUGGGAUGGUGAGCCAAAACAACCCCAGCAAUUAAGCCACCUCAAGAAGUUUCCUAGUAAAUGGAGUUCAGCUGCUCCCUUUCAGGAUCCUGUAAAUACAGUAAGAAUUGUUGACCACUUUGUCAUAGAGCGAGCAGAAAAACAGCAUUUGGAACAUGCGAUGGGUUAGUAAUUCACUGAGCAUUAUCAUGGGCAGUCGUUGCAAUAUGUCAUCACGGACGAGCAAAGAAAAGGGUUUAUAAGGGGUCAAUCGUAGACGUGCAUUUGACUCAUUGCUUACCUGUAUGUCGCGAGCAUUUUUCGCCUACGGAUCUGUUUGGCGUCUCCGAAUGCUGGCUGUGUUCUCCGCAAUUCUGGUUCACCAUUUAUGAGCCAAGAAUAUGAGUGAGGCACCACAUCCUGGAAGCUCAUACUUUUCUUGUUGGACCUAAUGGAAACAAAUUAUAUAGUUGUCCAAAACGGUUGCGGAUGCUCUGCUGCUUCGGUUCUGUCAUCUCGUCAGACUAUGAGCUGGCUAAUUCAGGAACCGAAUGGACUACUUACUGUGGUGAUUUAGCUUGGGUGCUAUUUAGCUCUCACUAGGAGUACAAUUCAGUAAGACCGUAGAUAUAUGAAUCAUCAGAAUCGUGAUUCUGUCGCUAGAGAGGAGCUUACUAAAUGUUCACUUCUUGUUAUAUUACUGUCUAACUUUGUGGAAAGUACAACGGAAUGAUGCUUCUUUAUCUCUUUGAGGAAAACGAAGCUGUGAUGUACUUUAUUGGAUAGAGGAAUGAUAUCAAUGUACCAUUGGACUCA